Calidris pugnax (ruff) is the source of this 2578-nucleotide messenger RNA. RefSeq names its product Kruppel-like factor 4 (gut) (gene KLF4). The record is from RefSeq and is a predicted model, not a curated record. Lineage: Eukaryota; Metazoa; Chordata; Aves; Charadriiformes; Scolopacidae. The coding region runs from base 1 to 1644 and encodes 547 amino acids. Gene Ontology annotation, molecular function: DNA-binding transcription factor activity, RNA polymerase II-specific; RNA polymerase II cis-regulatory region sequence-specific DNA binding. Gene Ontology annotation, biological process: regulation of transcription by RNA polymerase II. The transcript is spliced from 6 exons.
AUGGAAAAGCCCCUCAGCCAAAAACUAGCCCGUUACCGGCAACGAAGCGAAGCGCGUUGCCCGGUGGGGCUGUGCGUGGCGCCCCGUCCCCGGACGGGGCUCCCAGCGACCCCCUCUCCGGCGGGAGGUGCCCCUGCCCCCGGGGCGAGGCGGGGUGCGUGCGUGGGACCCUCCGAGGUCCCGCCCGACCCUCGGACCACCCGCUACUCCCCUCCUUUCGUCACGGUUCAGCCGCAGUUUCCCGCCCGCGCCGCGCCGACGGUGCGCCAGACCCCGCGGCGCCCGGGCAUCCCCGACCUCACGCACACGGACACGCACACGCACACGCACACGCACACGCUGCAGCCCCCCGGCCAGGCCGAGAUGGCGCCCGGCGGCGCGCUCCUGCCUCCCGCCGCCACCUGCGCCGCGGGCCCCGGCACCAGGUGGCGGGAGGAGCUGGCGCGGCCCGCGGAGGCGCCGCCGUCGGAGCUGGAGACCACCGCCGCCGCCGCCCUGGGACCGCGCCGCGACGCUGAGGAGUUCAACGAGCUGCUGGACUUCGACUUCAUCCUCUCCAACUCCCUGAUGCACCAGGAGCCCACCGCCGCCGCCGCCGUGGUGGUGGCCCCCGCCGCCGCCCCGGCCCCCACCGCCAGCCCUUGCCCCGCCGGGCCCUUCGCCUACCCGCUGCCCCGACCCGAGCCCGCCGGCCUCCUCUACGGCGGCGGCAGCCGCGACGGGGCCCCCGCCGCCGGCCCCGCCACCCCCUUCAACCUGGCCGACAUCACCGACGUGUCCCCUUCGGGAGGCUUCGUGGCGGAGCUCAUGCGGCCCGACCUGGACCCGGUGUACCUGCCGGCGCCGGCGGCGCUGCCGCCCCUGGGAAGCCUGCAGGGCAAGUUCGUGGUGAAGGCCGUGGGCGAGUACAGCCACCCGGGGCUCAGCCCCAAGAACGGCCCCCCAGCUGCCGCCCCACCGCCUGGCACCGAGGGCCCCGGGGCCCCCUACAGCCCCCUGCCACGGAUGUGCCCCAAAAUCAAGCAAGAGGCUGCCCCGCCGUGCACCCUGGCCCCACCGCCACCACCACACGGGAGCGGCCCUCGAGGAGCCCCCCAGCACGACUUCUCCCUGGGCCGCCCGCUGCCCACCCGGACUACACCUUCGCUGGGGCCCGAGGAGAUGUUGAGUGGCAGAGACUGUCUCCCUGCUGCCCAGGGGCUGAGCCACCCACCGCUGCCACUGCCCCCAGGGUACCCCCCGGCCCCUGGUUACCCCGCCUUCCUGCCUGAGCAGCUGCCCCCCGGCACACUCCAGUACCAAGAGCUGAUGCCGCCGGGGAGCUGCCUGCCCGAGGAGACCAAGCCUAAGAGGGGCCGCAGGUCAUGGCCUAGGAAAAGGACGGCCACCCACACCUGUGACUAUGCGGGCUGUGGCAAAACCUACACCAAGAGCUCUCAUCUCAAGGCGCAUCUGAGAACCCACACAGGAGAGAAACCUUACCACUGUGACUGGGAAGGCUGCGGAUGGAAGUUUGCCCGAUCCGAUGAACUUACUCGUCACUACAGAAAACACACAGGCCACCGCCCUUUCCAGUGCCAGCGGUGUGACAGGGCGUUUUCCAGGUCGGACCACCUCGCCUUACACAUGAAGAGGCACUUUUAAUUGGAAGCAGUGGAUCUUUCCCCAGCUGCCGUAGAGAUUCAGUAUUUACAGCACAAGGACUGUCUUCCACAGGACGGGGGAGAACACAGUUUAAAGCACUACAGAUAAUCACGGUGAAGUCUUCUAAAGAGUGGAAAAGAGGGAUAAUUGCAUACAGACUUUGCAACUUUUUUAUAUAUAUACACAUUUAAAAGAAAAAAGAACCAAAAACGUUGGGGUCAAUGACUGGAUCUUCUAUCAUUCCAUUUGUAAAUCCAACUUGAAUUAUUUCCGGACUACAAAAUGCCAAGGAGUGACUGGAAGUCACGGAUAUCAGGGUUAAACAGACUGUGUGUAGUUCGGAGGGUGGGGAUAUUACACAGGGAAAUGGCGUUCCCUUAAUUUUCUUUCAAUGCAAUAUUAGAUGUAAAUGUCAUCUUGUACUUUCCUUUUUUUUUCCUUCUAAAAGCCAUUACGAUGUUAAAACAGGAGGAAAAAUUCAGGUACAGAAUUCUAUUUUAAAAGCCUAUUUCGUGGUGCUUAGUGACUGUUGGUUCUAGAGGUACCAAAAACAGGAAGCCAAAGUUCUCAAACUGCUGCAUAUCUGACAAGGAAAUAUUUUUGUCUUCCGAUCGCCGAUUAUGACCUAAAUCAGGUAAAUAAACCUGGUUUAUCUUUUUUUUAAAGAAAGUAACUUUAUGCAGACAGUCUGUAAUGCACUGUGGUUUCGAUGUGCAAUAGUUUGUACAAUGGUUUAUUCCCAAAUAUGCCUUAAGCAGAACAAAUGUUUUCUAUAUAGUUCUUUACAUAAUAAAUAUGUAAUAUAAAUUUAAGCAAACUUCUGUUUUGUAUAUUUGUAAACUACGAAGUAAAAAUGAACAUUUUGUUGGAAUUUGUAUUUUGCAUAUUCAAGUUGAAAAUAAGUUUUAAAUAAACCUAUAAUAUUUUAUCUGAA